Brassica napus (rape) is the source of this 3764-nucleotide messenger RNA. RefSeq lists its product as uncharacterized. Gene Ontology annotation, molecular function: zinc ion binding. The record is from RefSeq and is a predicted model, not a curated record. The transcript is spliced from 4 exons. NCBI's taxonomy places the organism in Eukaryota, Viridiplantae, Streptophyta, Magnoliopsida, Brassicales, Brassicaceae. Bases 2394 to 3716 code for a protein of 440 amino acids.
AAAAAAUAUUUAUAUAUAUUUAUAUUUUAAAUUAAAAGAUAUCAAAUUCAAAUAGUUAAAAAGUAGCUAAAAAGUUUUAAAUGAUGAUUCAAAUAAAAAUAUCACACAUGAAUCAAGGUGAGUUUGUUAACCAAUCUGAGUUUUUAGGAGUCGAUGUUAUAUAAAAAAUGAUAUAUUAUUAAUCCAUAUUAUUAGUAAUAAAUGAAUAAUAAUUGAUUUCUAGUUAGGGUCCAUUUUUAAAAAAAAUCACAUAUGAAUCAAGGUUGUGACUUCUAUUUUAAUAUAUAAGAUAGGCAAUUCUGUUUCAUUAUUUGGUUUUAGAUUGUUACGGUUACUUCGAAACUUUAAGAAGUAUUAUGAACCGAACCGACCUAAAAUUCUGUAAACGGUAAACCCCGAGUGGGACCUAUAAAGCUAAACCCAAAAAUUGGAAAAUCCAAAAAAUCCCAAUCGAAACCAAACACCCACCCCUAAUAAGAACGAUAGUUUGCCCAUAUCAAUCAGUCCGUCCCUCUUCUGUCCCUUCUCUUUGUACUAUGUUUCAGAGAUCAUUCGUUUUAUGACCAACAUUUUUGUUAAUUCUAGUGUUGUCCUCAUAAAAUAACAAUACUUAUGGAUUUGACAUCUUUCGGUUUUGUUAUGAAACCACAUAAAGAAUAGUGCUAAACUUAGUUUUUAAAAUACGCAUAGGCUUUUGAAUAGUAAAAAUAACAGCCAUUUAGAAGAUCUACGGAAUAAGACAUACAUUACCAAAAAAAGACAUACAUUACCAGCUUAUUUUAAUUUUUAAAGUAAACGUGUUAGAGCAUCCACAACGCAGGGUUUAUGCGAAUCCUUAACUGCAGCAUGUGAAUAAAAAAUUAAUAAAAAAGUGUGAUACUGAGAAGGAGCAGUCCGUAGAGAAGGGUUUAACGGAUCGAAUCCGUAGAGACGUGGCAACUUCGUAUUGGACCGGUCGAAGGGUAAACGUGCAUUCAGAAACAAAAAUGAAAUCAUUUGCGAAGAAGAGAAAAAAAAAAGGAAAGACGACGGUUUAUGCGAUUCGAUCUCCUCGAGCCAUCAAGGUUUAGGAAAAUGGGACAAGACUACAGCUACACCCAGCCUUCUUCAUCUGAGGCCUCCUCCCUCGAUAUAACUUCUCUUCUUCAAGCAGAAGCUGAUAUGUACGCGGAAGAAGCGCAGAGCGGGCAUAACAACUCCGAGCCGUAUAACUACCCUCCACAACCCGAAGCUGACGAUGGAAUCCCGAAGACUUGCUACUGUGGUGCUGACCCUGUUCUUGCUGCAUCAUACACAAGCAAAGACCCAGGCCGAAGGUACUUCACGUGUGAGAACGCCGAUGAUGGAGACUGCCACAUCUGGAAAUGGUGGGAUGUAGCCGUAAUGGAAGAGAUGUCUGACUUUCAGAGACAACUUAGGGAGGUUAAGUCUCAGCAUACCGAGAGUGAGCAGAAGUUGGUUAAGGUAGAGGAGACGGUGUCGAAGUUAUCUAAGAAGAUCUCAGGGAUUAGAGAGAUGUUCCUAUUGGCUGUUUGUGUCCUGCUGAGUUUGUUCAUCGUAAUCUUUAUGGUGUUCAUGUUGGGUGGAAAAGCUACGGAGGUUGAAAAGGCGAGGGUCUGAGCUUUGAAAGGUGCAGUACAAGGCCUUUGUUUUCUUGCGGUUGUUUGAUCUAUCACGGGUGCUUUGGAGCUGUGAAGGUGUUUUCUUGUCUAGCAGGUGUGACUCUAGUCACGGGUUCUAGUUUUUUUCACUUUCACAUUUAUAUAAGAUCGGAUUGUAUAAGACUUUAACCUAUCUCCUUAUUAGCUUUCUUUCAUCUUCCUUGUAAGAUUCUACUCUCUACUAGUUUAUGUAAACGAUAUUUGAGUCUCUGUUACAUAUUUGAUCUCCUCAUUUAUCAGACUUUAAUCUACUUGCCACAAAAUCAAGGUUUGUGUCUCUGUUACAUAUUUGAUCUCCUCAUUUAUCAGAAUCUUUUUAAACAUUCAUCUUUACAUAUUUGAUUUCCUUUGGGUUGUGAAUGUUUGGAAACAGAUUUAAGCUGUUGGGGUUUGCUUAUACAUAGGCUAGGUCUUUGUGCUCAUGGUGAUGGCAUGUUUUUUGUAAUCUUGAAUCGAAUGUUGGAGUUUUGCCAUUUCCUUCAAUGUCCUAAUUUUCUCAUUAGGGGAAAAACAUUAUAUUAGAUCGUUGUGUUCAUGCUUAUUUGAUAGAAGAUGAAAUAAGCAAAGUAUUAGAUUAAGAUAACAAACAUAAGUUAGUGCUUUAAUACAACUAGUUGACAACAUAGUUUAAGCACAUGGUCGCAUUUCAAUUAUUAAUAAAUAUAUAGAAAUGAGUUACAAAUGAGGUAGAAUUUUACAAAAUAUUACUUCGAGUUUUAUUUUAAUUCUGUAAUGAACUUUAUUUUCACAUAUUAUAUUGAAGGUUGGUUUCCGAAAAUGUCGUCAUCAUCAUCAGAUGAACUCGAAGAAAGAUUAGAAGAAGCUUUCGACGGUAUAUUUCAAAAUAUACACGACGACAUAGUCGCCGGCAGAAGAAAGAAGAAAGGGAAACGUACUUACAUAGAACGCAACCGUGAAGAAGGACACAUGCGUUUAUGGAAUGACUACUUUAGCAAAGAACCGAUAUUUCCGAAACAAUUAUUCAGGCGUCGUUUCCGCAUGAACAGAGACUUAUUCAUGCGUAUAGUUUCUCGUCUCUCAGAGGAGUUUCGAUUCUUUCAACAGAGAAAAGAUGCAACCGGGAGGGAUGGUCUCUCUCCACUGCAAAAAUGUACGGCUGCAAUUCGUCUCCUUGCUUAUGGUUCAGCUGCUGACUCGGUUGACGAAUAUCUUCGACUUGGUGAAAGCACCGCACUUUCCUGUCUAGAUAAUUUCACCGACGGAAUUAUUCGGUUAUUUGGAAAUGAGUAUCUACGAAGACCCACGCCGGAGGAUCUUCAACGACUACUCGAUAUUGGAGAGAAAUGCGGAUUUCCUGGGAUGGUUGGAAGCAUUGACUGUAUGCAUUGGGAGUGGAAAAAUUGCCCAACCGAAUGGAAAGGACAAUACACACGUGGAUCGGGAAAACCGACAAUUGUCUUAGAGGCAGUAGCUUCGCAAGAUCUUUGGAUUUGGCAUGCUUUCUUUGGUCCUCCAGGUACGUUAAACGAUCUUAAUGUCCUCGAUCGGUCCCCCGUUUUCGAUGACAUUUUGGAAGGUCGAGCUCCAAGGGUCCGGUACGUCGUCAACGGACACCAGUAUGAUUUGGCGUACUACCUCACCGACGGUAUAUAUCCAAAAUGGUCAACAUUUAUCCAAUCUAUCUCACUCCCCCAAGGUGCUAAAGCAGAGUUAUUUGCUAAAGUUCAAGAAGCAACACGAAAAGAUGUGGAGCGGGCUUUCGGAGUAUUGCAGGCUCGGUUCGCUAUUGUUAAAAAUCCGGCUCUUUUAUGGGACAAGGCGAAGAUAGGGCAGAUUAUGCGAGCAUGUAUCAUACUACACAAUAUGAUUGUCGAAGAUGAACGGGAUGGUUACACUCAGUACCAUACAACUGAAUUUGAAGAAGGAGAGACAUCAAGAAGUUCACAAGUGGAUAUGUCCUAUAGUACCGAGAUGCCUUCAAAUCUUGGGAACAUGCUUGGGAUUCGGAAUCAUCUCCGCGAUAGGCGUAUACAUGAUCAAUUGAAAAUCGAUUUAAUUGAAAAUGUUUGGACUAAAUUUGGUGAUGAAUAUUAAAUUAUGUUAAGUUUAUUGUAUUUCUUGUAAUAAAUAAAAUUUUCCAUU